This is a messenger RNA of Perca flavescens (yellow perch), 1466 nucleotides long. Its product is annotated as alpha-1,6-mannosylglycoprotein 6-beta-N-acetylglucosaminyltransferase B. Lineage: Eukaryota; Metazoa; Chordata; Actinopteri; Perciformes; Percidae. The record is from RefSeq and is a predicted model, not a curated record. The transcript is spliced from 7 exons. Gene Ontology annotation, biological process: protein N-linked glycosylation. Gene Ontology annotation, molecular function: alpha-1,6-mannosylglycoprotein 6-beta-N-acetylglucosaminyltransferase activity. Gene Ontology annotation, cellular component: Golgi apparatus. The coding region runs from base 98 to 1021 and encodes 307 amino acids.
CAUGUACUAUUCUGUAUUCAUCAUCCCAUGAUGCAUCAUUGAUGGAUCCACACAGCUUCAAGGAAAGGAAAAGUUCCUGGCCAUUCUGAAUCGCCACAUGGAGAUCCAUGGGACGGUGUACUAUGAGGCACAGCGUCCUCCGGAGGUGCCCGCCUUUGUCAAGAACCACGGUCUGCUGCCUCAGCCGGAGCUGCAGCAGCUCCUCCGAAAGGCCAAGCUGUUCAUUGGAUUUGGCUUCCCCUACGAAGGUCCCGCCCCUUUAGAGGCCAUCGCCAAUGGCUGCAUCUUUCUACAACCCAAGUUCAAUCCCCCUCACAGCUCUCUUAAUCAUGACUUCUUCAGAGGGAAGCCCACCUCCAGGAAGGUGUCCUCUCAGCAUCCGUAUGCAGAGCAGUAUAUUGGCAGGCCGCAUGUCAUCACUAUCGACUUCAAUAACUCUGAGGAGUUUGAUGCGGCCAUCCGUGAGAUCAUGAGGAUCAAUGUGGAGCCAUUCCUGCCCUAUGAGUACACCUGUGAGGGGAUGCUUGAAAGAGUUCACGCCUACAUUCAGAACCAGGACUUUUGUUCCCCUGAAGCUCCGUUUCCUCCAGUAAACUCAUCCUGGCUGAGCAGCCCCCCCAGUCCUUUCGUCCUCCUGCCAGACUCCAGCAUCCUGACCUGGGCCUCCAACACCAGCUCCUGCCCAUCUUGGCCACCCCUCAGCGCCCUGCGCCUUUUGGCUUCCCUGGAGGGCCAGUCGUGUGUGACGGCGUGCCAGAGUGCAGGACUCAUCUGCGAACCUGCCUUGUAUCGUUUCAUCAACAUCAAGGAGGCCUUCAGCGCGCUGGACCUGCAGUGUGACGGAGUGGAGUCCGAGAUGAACCACCUCUUCCCGGCCUUCUCAGCAGAGCAUGCUGAAUGUAGCCUGCAGCAGGAUCCCCUGCUGUUCAGCUGUGCCGGCUCCAGUGCCAAAUACCAGCGCCUUUGCCCCUGUAGGGACUAUCGUAACGGCCAGGUGGCACUGUGCAGAGACUGCCUAUGACCAGAGGAGGAUCUGUGGAUGGAGACUUAUUUCUAACACUUGGUGACAUCCUGAAUCUGUGGUGAAAUGCUGUAACACAUACACUUGAGUAUACCUCUGACCAAGGACUGGCUGGAGGACGGAAAUUGUAAGACCAUAUUACCUCUCAGGGAACUGCAUGAUUGUACUUUGAUCUGGUGGGAUUGAAGCCUCAGUUUAAAGGUUUACAUGGCUGCAUAGGACCACAGUCUACAAAAGUCACAAUGAAAUGUGUCAUUUGAUGGAUCAGUUAGAUUAGUAAAGAAACCAUGAGCAAUCAAAAGGAAAGCUUUGAUUAAAAAAAAAAAAAAAUAUUGCAAAUGCUUGAAAUUCACAAGUGUGUUUACUCAGUGUUGUGUGAAUACCUACAGUAUCAUAGUGGAGUUUGGAUAUUUGUACUAGAUGCACCCAAAGCUGUUUACACCAU